Mytilus trossulus (common blue mussel) is the source of this 1902-nucleotide messenger RNA. RefSeq lists its product as uncharacterized. The coding region runs from base 479 to 1735 and encodes 418 amino acids. The record is from RefSeq and is a predicted model, not a curated record. NCBI's taxonomy places the organism in Eukaryota, Metazoa, Mollusca, Bivalvia, Mytilida, Mytilidae. The transcript has 4 exons.
UUUUGUCUACAUAUUUUUACACGUUAGGGAUUGUCAAUAAAGGCAGGUUGAAAUAUUUAUUUCUAGUAUUGCAAAUUUCUAUUUUAAUGCAGAAAUGAUUACGCAUGUGGUGUAAGUAAUAUUCUUACUUUUAUAGACAAACCGCAGAUCAAUGAAAUCAUCUUCCGAGUUGUCUAUUAGCAAGCUAUAGUCAGAGAGCGAUCCAGUUUAUAAUAAAACAAGAUGACUCACUGAUAGAGGAAAGUGUGACAGUUCCUAAGAAAUGGACUGGUAAUUAACAGCUGAUUAAAACCGUAUUAUAUGGAUGGUUGAAUCUUGAGUGUACUGCAUAUCCUUACACAGUAAGUUAUAGGUGUAAACUUGACAUGCUAGGGACUUAUUAUAUGCAUCUAGUUUACACGAAAAUAUAAUAAUCACAAUGACGAGCACGUGAUUGGAAUCGUUAUGUAUUACAGAUGUGUAUACAAGUGCCAGAUUGAUGGUACGUGGAGAAAGUAUGGACGAUCGUAUACCCCUCAGAAAAGUCGACAAUAGAGAAAAAGUGCAUCUACGAAAAAUGGUCCGAAGUCUUGUUACUAAUUUAGAAAGCUUUCAAGACGAAGUGCUUGUUGUUUUAGACGACAUGAGGGACCUUGUAGGUCAGAUCGAUGCUGUUUCGAAUAAACUUGAUAAAACUUUGGGGGAAAGAUUGCAGAAAGAUCAUAACGCCUUUCCGAAGUCAAGGUCAUUGACAAAAAAUAAUAACAAUGAAACACACCAUUACGUAAAUGUUGACCUCAUACCAAAAAUAAAACACAUCGAAGAAAAAAUCAACUCAAAAAUAUGUUCAAAUCAAUUUAAUUGUGACGAUCAGUGUAUAAAACAUUAUGAAGUUACAAAAUCCACUGAAAAAGAAGCUACUACUAAACCUUAUAGACCUAAUAGUUUCAUUAAAGACAUACCGAUAGAGAACCAAGUGAAAAUUGAAGACAAUGUACUUAAUGGCAUCAAACAAGACCAAGUUUUAGAUUCUUUAGAAUCACCUAUGCUUGAUUUUUCUUAUUUAGGUAUGAAUCAAACCGACAACAGACCGAAAUGGGGGAGAUCUAUAUCCCUACCAGUAAAUAUUAAGUCGCGAUCAGUAUCUCCAUUAAGGUUCCCCAGUAAUAAUGACAGCAACAAAAGCGAUCGAAUUCAAAGUGAUAUUUUAACUCCUACAGCGGUGUGUUAUGCAGAACUUAAAAAGCCGAACAUUAUUACAAGAAGUAUUUCGUCAAGUAUCUCCGAAGACGUUUUUCAUGACUUAAAUACAUCUACUCUAGAUACUGGUACUACGGUGAAAUCCAAUAAUUCGUCUUCAAUGAUCUCUUCAAAUAUAUCGAUUGAUGGUGAUCUUUACGAACGAAGACUAGACGAUGAGUUGGAAAACAUCCUUGAUGCCUCGGAUGAUUCACUUAUGAUCGAAUCAUCGGAUGUAAGUAUGGAAACGAGUAGUAACUCUCAUACAGACACCUAUUCUGACAAUGGGCAGUAUGAAAUAAAUACUUGGACUUCGUUUACAUUAAGUCAUCAAACGGAAUCUACGAGGAGUUCCGAGAGUUUUGUCUCUGACACACCGUCGGAUAUAAUCAAUGAUAAUGUAUGGCCAUCUCCAAACGUUGGUAACAUAUUUUCAAACAGUAUGUUAGUUCGAAAACUAAGUAAGCAUUUAGAUAAUGAUGAAAUUCAUUCUUUGAAUCAGGAUAUGAAGAAGUGAGCGACAUCUAUUUGAAUCAAAAUAUUAAUAUUUGUAGUUUAUUAAAACUCUAGUCAAAACACAGAAUAACAUAUUAUAUAUGUUGAAUGUUUUCUUCGGUCCUAGCUGUACCACUCAGACCAGUGCACACAGAAGUUUGAUUCAAUAAAAUUCCAAAGGGAAUAUAG